AUGUGGAACUUGAUCUGCAGUGGCAGCUAUCCGACGGAUGUAUUGAUCCGAUAUGGCGGCAAGCUGGUUGCUCCUGGUGACCCUUAUGCUGUGUUUCAAUCGGAGAACGCACACGACGACUUUCUGGCCGUUUUUGGCAGCAAGUCGAUCAUGUUUUGUAAGAGCCUCAGGAUCAAGUCAAUACAGAAAUUCGAAUGCAUCGAUGGCCGUGGAGCCACGAGGAUCAUUGAAAUCGGACACAGUCAUCUGGUGUGUGUCGAGUAUGCAUUCCGAUUGGUGGACGAGCUCGUCGCACAUUGUACAGAUGAAAAAGCUGAUCCCAACAAAUUUUCGGCCCUGUACUAUACCAACAUAGAGACCGUCUUGAAUAAGCUCAAAACCAGCUGUGGUCUGGCGCUCAGUUCGAAUGUUCUGGUGGUAAUUGCUUCGGCUCUGGUUCUGAUAUUUGUGAUUUUACAUUGGCGCUAG
Drosophila guanche is the source of this 468-nucleotide messenger RNA. RefSeq lists its product as uncharacterized. Bases 1 to 468 code for a protein of 155 amino acids. The transcript has a single exon. The record is from RefSeq and is a predicted model, not a curated record. Lineage: Eukaryota; Metazoa; Arthropoda; Insecta; Diptera; Drosophilidae.